Molecule: messenger RNA, 1602 nt
Organism: Saxophila tyrrhenica
Lineage: Eukaryota; Fungi; Ascomycota; Dothideomycetes; Mycosphaerellales; Extremaceae
Exons: 9
Coding region: 1-1602 (533 amino acids)
Biological process (GO): transmembrane transport
Cellular component (GO): membrane
Molecular function (GO): transmembrane transporter activity
Source: RefSeq, a predicted model, not a curated record
AUGGGGCUAUGGAAGCGAUCUGCUCCCACGGCGGGAGACGACAUCACCCAGUUGAACGGCGACAACAAAGAUGACUAUGGCGCUCAGAACGAGGAGACUGGCAAGUCCUCUGGCUUCAAGCUAAACAAAGCCGGCGAUGGAGAUGAGGCAAUGGGGCUGUUCUCAUCGUCUGCCGAUGUACACGAGCCUAUCGAUCCGCAAGAGGAGAAGAAGGUGGUGCGGAAGAUUGAUCUGAUGAUCUUGCCGUACCUGGCAGUCUGUUACUGCUUCUUCUACAUCGACAAAACCACCUUAAGCUAUGCCGCCAUCUUCGGCAUCGAAGAGGACCUCAACCUCCAUGGCUCCCAAUACAGCUGGCUCAGCUCAAUCUUCUACUUUGGCUUUCUCGCCUGGGCGUUACCAACCAACCUACUCCUCCAGCGCCUGCCGGUCGGGCGCUACCUAGGCUUCAACAUCUUCCUCUGGGGCUUCUUCUUGAUGCUACAGGCCGCGGCGCAUAACUUCGCUAGUUUAGCUGCCUUGCGAGCAUUGGCUGGAGCUGCGGAGGCAGUGUCGGAUCCUUCGUUCAUGCUAAUCACGUCUAUGUGGUAUACGCGGCGCCAGCAGCCUGUUCGUAUGGGGUUGUGGUAUACGGCGAAUGGAUUUGGCAUUGCGCUUGGAGGCCUGCUUGGGUUCGGGAUCGGCCAUAUCCAAGGUGCCCUGCCUUCUUGGAAGUACGAGUUCUUGGUCAUCGGUGCGCUAUGCUGCGCUUGGGGUAUUGUGAUGUUCAUCUUCCUACCCGAUAGCCCAGUGACGGCAAAAGGACUGUCGCUUCACGAAAAGCGUAUAGCCGUCGAACGACUGCGGGAGAACCAGACGGGUGUUGAGAACAAGCACUUCAAAUGGUACCAAGUCAAGGAGACGUUUACAGACUACAAGACCUACCUCUUCUUCAUUCUUGGCUGCGUGUGCAACGUCCCCAACGGCGGCAUCUCAAAUUUUGGCACCAUAAUCAUCCAAGGAUUUGGAUUCAGCACCCUCGUUACCACGUUGAUGCAAAUACCCUACGGAACGCUCAUCGCCAUCUCGAUCCUCUCAUGCGUCUUUCUAAACGACUACAUGUCUCGCAAAGGCCGACAAACUCGGGUGUGGUUCGUUCUACUUUACCUCUGCCCGAACAUUGCUGGAGCGUUCGGGCUUCGCUUCUUGUCUGAAGGAAAUCAGGGCGGGAGAUUGGUGUGCUAUUACCUUACCGGACCUUACAAUGCGGCGUUUGUUCUGCUGUUGUCGAUCACUAUUGCGAAUACUGCAGGACACACGAAGAAAGUCCUCACGAAUGCCAUCCUAUUCCUAGGUUACUGCACUGGAAACAUAAUCGGUCCCUUCUUCUACCUUUCCUCGCAAGAGCCGCGCUACGAGCUCGGCAUUUGGAGCAUGAUCGUCUCGCACCUUAUCGAAGCAUGCAUCGUCUUGCUGCUCCGCUUCUUGCUAAGCCGAGAGAACAAGCGACGCGACAGAAUCCAGAGUGCUGAGGCCGGAGGACUCGAGGGAAGGGACCUUGAUGCGACCGCUUUUAGCGACAUGACGGACCGGGAGAACAUCAAUUUCAGGUAUAUCUACUAG